CCUCCUCUGGGUGUGUGCGCUAACACUGACCACACACACAAACACACACACGCACACACACACACAUACACACGCACACAUACACACACACACACACACACACAGAGAGAGAGAGAGAGAGCUCAGAGCUCACAGCAGCGCAGCGGGACUGUCUCUGUCAUCUGUCACCUGCUCCACACCGGGCUGGCUCUGCUCUCCGCCGGUGGAUGGACCGAGGAUGGGAAACAAGUGCAGUUAGUUUGUGAACAUCGCAGAGGUCCAGAAAGCGCCUUAGCAGGUUGAUCCUGUAGUCAUCUUUAGCAGCACCAAGGGAACCGGGACAAAGUGGAGAUGCAGACGUUUCUCAGAGGCCGAAGAGUCGGCUACUGGCUCAGCGAGAAGAAACUCAAGAAACUCAAUUUUCAAGCUUUUGCGGAUCUAUGCAGGAAAAGAGGAAUCGAAGUUGUGCAGCUGGACUUGAGUCAGCCUCUGGAGGAGCAGGGCCCUCUGGACGUCAUCAUCCACAAACUGACAGACCUGAUCCUGGAGGCCGACCAGAACGAUUCCCAGGCCAUGCUGCUGGUGCAGCGAGUACAGGAUUACAUUGACGCACACCCCAAGACCAUUGUCCUUGACCCACUGCCUGCCAUCCGGACCCUGCUGGACCGCUGCAAGUCCUACCAGCUCGUACAUCGGAUAGAGAGCAGCAUGCAAGAUGACAGGAUCUGCUCUCCUCCGUUCAUGGUCCUGAACAGUGAGUGCAGCGCAGACGUGCUGGAGCAGAUCCGGAAGCAGGGACUCACAUUCCCAUUCAUUUGUAAGACUCGAGUGGCUCAUGGAACCAACUCCCAUGAGAUGGCCAUAAUCUUCAGUGAGGAGGACCUGAAGGAUGUGAAGCCCCCCUGUGUCAUUCAGAGCUUCAUUAACCACAACGCGGUGCUGUACAAAGUCUUUGUGGUCGGAGACUCGCACACAGUGGUGGAGAGACCCUCCCUGAAGAACUUCCCCUCUGGACCUGCUGACAGAAAAGCCAUUUUCUUCAACAGCCACAAUGUUUCAAAACCAGAGUCGUCCUCAGACCUGACCUCUAGGGACAAUGUGGAGGGAGUGUCACAGCCCCCUAACAAUGAGGUGAUCCGGGAGCUGUGCCGCUCUCUGCGCCAGGCGCUGGGCGUGUCUCUGUUUGGAAUUGACGUCAUCAUCAACAACCAGACAGGACAGCACGCAGUCAUCGACAUCAACGCCUUCCCAGGUUAUGAGGGCGUACCAGAGUUUUUUAAUGACCUGCUUAACCACAUAAGCAGUGUGCUCCAGAGCCAGAGUGCUGACGCGGCGGCUGUGCCCGUCAGCAGCAGCCCCCCGGCUCAAGGCUGCUGUGGUUUGAUGGGCAAAGAGGCCAGCGGCCCCUGGAUCGUGGAGGGGGACAGUGGGCUGAAGGGCUCUCUACAGAGACUGGGCUGUAACACAGCCAUGUCCCCCAACUUCCAACAACACUGUGUGUCCACUAUCGCCACUAAGGCCUCCUCCCAAUGACUGCUCCUGAACAAACCUGGUAACAACCAUAACCUGUAAUAAUCAUAAUAAUUAUGAUGAUCCUAUAUCUAAUCCCAACCUUUCCUAUAGUUGUUGAAAAGACAAUGAUUUGGUGUAAGAUUUUCUCUGCCUUUUGUAUGUUUGAUUUGUUGAAUGAGAUUUAAAGUACUGUAAUGUGAACCUUGGAACAUUUGCCUAAUAAUUUCACUUUUCUGAUGUGGGAGUUUGGCAAAGACAGAUGCUCAGGUAGCAGACGUAACGGCCACUGUUGGACUGACGUGUGCUGAGCUGUCGAUACCACUGAACCCACACAGAGCCUCAUGGGCAUUUUGGCAAGGGGCAUGUGAACACCCAUAACCUGCAGAGCUGUUAGUGUGCCAUAGGACUGUCCAUGCAGACUCCCCAGUUAUGUGACCAAGUCCUUUUGUGACACAGUAUUCUCUGCUGUGUCAGAGGCCUGUAGGUUCAUGCACAGGUGGUAGGUGCUCAAACAACAAUACACUAUUAGUUUUAAGCAGCCAAUUAAGGAUAACAUUCCAUUUGUGUUUGCUGAUGCUUCCAGAGAAUUCCAUGAUUUCUUUCUAGAAUUCCAAAACAUGAACCCAAGGACUUAAAUGCUCACAUUUUGGUUCUAUGAUGGAGCAAAGAAUUCCAGAAUAACAUCAAUUAUGCCACUUGGCAGGGUGAUAUGUUUAAAUACCCAAAUGUACUGGGUAACUGUUGUGCUUAAUGGACAAGAUGAAAGGUUAAAAGUGGUUGUAUAUAGGGCAGGGCAGUCUGUUCUACUUCCAGGUGAUUCCAUGUCUUCUGUUUGUAGCUGCUGUAGUGGUGUCCUGAGGCGUCACAUGGAAUUAAUGAUUUGGAGCAGAAUGAGUGAGUUCUUCUGAGUGUUCACUGUGAGAUUUUUUACUCCUUUUAAUAUUUUGUCCUGACAUCUAAUAAGAUUAACUUUAUUUUAUUGAGAUUUUAUGGGGAAUUACUUUAUAUGUAUAAUGUAACUGUGUGAGAUUUUGAACAAAGUGGGUUUAUGGGUAUUGAAUGAUAAAAAAAGAGAUAAGUUGCACAAAAAUCAGUGGUGUUGAGGACAGAGGCUUGUGGUUGUCAUCUCUAAAAUCUAUGAAUUUGAAAGAGCACUGCCUGUAAACUACUACUGUGCCUGCUUCCAUACCUGCAUUUCCAUAUUUAACUAUAUCCUCCAUAAAGUUAAACUGUGUCUCAGUGUGAGGAGAAUUGUAAAUCGGUUUCAUUCACAUUUUAUAACCUGAUUUUAUAAGCUCACGUGGAGGGCUAGGGUAGGGCCAGUAUUUAUUUUAUUUUUUUUGAAAGAGCUCUCCUAAUAACAAAACAUUAAAGAAAAUAUUGGAAUUGGAAUAUUGGAAAUACCUGGAAGUUUUUAAUAGGAUUGAAGUCUACACACAAACUCAAACUUAAUUCAAUAAUGCAGUUUUUGCCUGCAAGUAAAAUCAAUUGUACUUUAGUGCAUUGUGUUAACUGACACUGGGCUUUGUUCUAGUUUUGUUUCAGAUGAAUAAGCUCAAUUGAAAGAUAGUGUAUUUAUCAUAAACCAGGUCUAAACAUCUGCAUUUUUUUUUACCACUUCUACCAUAGAAUGCAUAGCUGCCUGCCCCUCAACCUCAACUCUCUAAUGCAGUGUUGCUGGCAGGCACAGCUGAAGCUCAUAUUGAGGAGUAAGGUGUUUUUGCUCUUAGCUGUGGGAAGGCUGAGGCGUGUACGUGCACCACUCCACUGUCUCCUCCGUGUACUCUCUGUGCUUGUCAACAUGUGGCCCAGAAGUCUCCACCUGAAUGUUUACCUGUGUAUAUAUACGCCUAUGCUUACAUCCGUACAGUAUGCUGUUUUGUAUCAGUUCUGUAAUUGAACAGAAAUCAACAUUUUGGUGACAUUUUCUAAUUAAAUAACUAAAUCAAAAAGGCAAAAUAAACAAUGUGAAACCUU
Messenger RNA from Boleophthalmus pectinirostris (great blue-spotted mudskipper), 3468 nucleotides. RefSeq names its product inositol-tetrakisphosphate 1-kinase b (gene itpk1b). Lineage: Eukaryota; Metazoa; Chordata; Actinopteri; Gobiiformes; Gobiidae. Bases 331 to 1512 code for a protein of 393 amino acids. The transcript is spliced from 11 exons. The record is from RefSeq and is a predicted model, not a curated record. Gene Ontology annotation, biological process: inositol trisphosphate metabolic process. Gene Ontology annotation, cellular component: cytoplasm. Gene Ontology annotation, molecular function: inositol-3,4,5,6-tetrakisphosphate 1-kinase activity; inositol-1,3,4-trisphosphate 6-kinase activity; magnesium ion binding.